GGGGGAGAGUCUAGCAGUCAGGACCAGAAGAACAACUACCCGGUUAGACUGACCGUCCAGAUCCUACGAGACCCCCUCCUCAACACUCAUGGACUCACCCUGACACCUCAGACACCCAUACUGGUGCAGGACGUCACCCCAGCGGGGCCGGCUGAUGGAAGGCUAGUCCCUGGCGACCAGGUCGUAAAGAUCAACAAUGUGGCCGUCGACGACCUGACCCCAGAGCAAGCGGCUGACCUCAUCAGGGAGUGUCAGUACUCUGUGAUGAUAACGGUCCUCAGAAACUCAGCGGGACCCAAGUCUUCCUUCAUCACCCCAGAGAAGAGAGCUAAACUCCGGUCCAACCCAGUCAAAGUUCGCUUUGCUGAGGAGGUUGAAGUCAACAGUCACUCUCAGGGCAACUCGCUGCUCUUCCUCCCCAACGUUCUAAAGGUGUAUCUGGAGAACGGACAGACCAAGGCCUUCAAGUUUGAACCCAACACCACUGUCAAGGACAUAGUGAUGACCCUGAAGGAGAAACUGUCUCUGUCUCGUAUCGAACACUUCUCUCUGGUUCUGGAACAGAAGUAUAGCAUCAGUAAACUACUGUUACUACAUGAAGAGGAGAGGAUACAACAGGUGGUUCAUCAGAAGGAAGUCCAUGACUACAGGUGUCUGUUCAGAGUGUGUUUUAUACCCAGAGAACCUGAGCACCUGUUACAAGACGACCCCACUGCCUUCCAGUACCUCUACCUGCAGGGUAUAAAUGAUGUGCUACAGGAGCGUUUUGCGGUGGAGAUGCGUUGCAACACGGCCCUGCGUCUGGCAGCCCUGCACAUACAGGAGAGACUAGCCAGCUGUGGACAGUCACCUCGGACCAAACUCAAGAUCAUCACGAAAAGUUGGGGCAUUGAGAACUUUAUCUCUUCAACCCUCCUGAGGAACAUGAGGGAGAAGGAUCUGAGAAAGGCCAUUGGCUAUCACAUGAAGAAGAGCCAAUCACAGGAGCCAAAGCAGAAGGUGCUGUCGGCCAAUCAGGCGAAGAUUAACUACCUGGAGGAGCUGUGUGACCUCAAGUCCUUUGGCGGGAAGUCCUUCAGCGCCACCAUGAUGCUCCAGGACAGAGAGUCGAUGGUGACCCUGUUGGUGGGGUCGCGGUACGGUAUCAGUCAGGUGGUGAACCACAAACUGAGCAUCAUGACCACACUCACAGAGUUCAGCAGUAUCACACGCAUAGAGCUGCUGCCAGAGUCUGACCGUGUUAGUCUGGUCAAGAUAUAUCUACAGGACAUCAAGCCUAUCACCCUGUUGUUGGAGUCAGUAGCAGCUAAGGAACUGUCCUGUCUGGUGGCAGGGUACUGUCGUGCCCUAGUGGACCCCAGCCUCAUCAUCUUCCCCUGGACACAGGACGCCAAGCAGCACCGUGUGUCCGCCGAGGAGGGUUAUGUGUCGCGGUGUGGCAGUGACUCGGACGAUUCCUCCGACAUGGACAUGGACACUCUCAUCUCCCUUGUAUCCCAUAACAACAAGCGAACCACAUCAGACCCUGUCGGUCUACGCCGGAUUAUGGAGGAGAGGAAAGAGGAGAGGAAAGAGAGGAAGGAGAGAGAGGAGAGGAAAAGAAGGGAGAAGGAGAACAAGUGGAGCCCCCCCAUCCCCAGCCUCACCCACGAGGGGGUGCAUCCUCACCCCAAGGAGGGGCAGGAGAGUGGAGAGGAGAAGGAGAACCUGAACUAUGCUGAGCUCUCUCUCAUGCUGGAGUACCUCCCCAGUCCUCCGGAGAGAGACGCAAGGCAUUACUACAAUAUCUGCCCUAAUGUUACCCCUGACAGCACCCGCACCCGCAGCCUCACCCACCCUCACCCUGAGACUGAGGAAGAGGAGGGUGGUGGUGAGGAGGAAGAGCAGGGGGCGCUCCUAACCCCUGGAGCCUGUGCCCAUCCUCCAGCCGCCUCCAGGACCGACUUCACCUCAACAGUCUCCUACCCUGGACCGGACCAAAACCAGGAGCGGAAUAGGGACUGGAACCCAGAUCACAUUCCUGAUCAGUAUCCGGACCGGGCACAGAACCGGACAGAGAGUUCAGAUGAAAGCCAGCAGCUGAGUCUGGACCCAGAACCCUCUGAGCAGAGCCAGAACCCAUGUCCUACUGUCUCUUCUCUGAGCCACGCCGAGGGGGAGGCGUCCCAGCUCGAGUCCAAGCCUAUCCUCACCAAGCCCAGCCCAGAGGGGUCCCAUCGGGGACCUGGAGAGCCAUGUGUGCCUGGUAACCCAAAAGGAGAUCCACGGGCGCCUGAUAACCCGAAGGCUAACCUCCAUAGGAGCUCCAGGAGCAGGCGGCAGUCCAUGGAGACGGAGCCUGACGUGAUGGAGUCCAAAUCGGUCACUGCCCUGGUGACGGCAGCCUCCCUCUCCAUCACGGCUGUCCGCUGUAGAGUAGAACCAGACGGCAAGGAGAGCACUGAUCGGAGAGGAGACGGGGAGGAGGUGGAGGGAGAGAUGGAGGAGGAGGAGGGGGGCGGAGAAGCAGGACCAUUCACAUGCUUCCUCCUCCGGCCUUGCUCACCGGGCAUCAUCGGGCAAAGCCUCUCGGCCUCCACAUUACGGGGGAAGAUCCAGAACCUGCCCCUCUAUUUAUCUCGCUCCCAGGAAACCCUCACCCUCUCUGGGGUGGGAAGCCUCAACAGGAACCCUUCUCCGGAGACCACCAGCAACAAGACUGAGGUAAUGGUCACCACCGAAACCACCAAGGACGACGAUGUCACAAAAUUGGUGACAGUGGAGGAUUUGAAAGAUUCCGGGGUGGCGUUGGCAGAGUCGGAUGAUUCCGAGGUUACGCUGACAGAAUCGGAGGUUGGCGAGGUUGUUGUGGAGACGGCCGGGGCGGAAAUCACGAGGUUGACGGUUUCGGAGGUCAAGGAGGUGGUCGAGAAGGUUGUGAUGGUCUACGGAUCCUCCCUUCCUCCCCCUUUAGCACCCAUCUCUCUUGAGUCCAAACCAGAUCAUCCCAAAAUGAUUGUCAAGUUGCCUACCUGUCCCAUUGCUACAGUGGAAACUGCCCCUCCUAUGGCUCCUGCACCUAUCUGUCUGGAGCUCAAACUAGUCACUGAACUACUCUCCCCAGGCCCCACUAUCCACAAAAUGCCCGCCCCAUUAACUUCCUGUCCUUCCUCUCCCGUGCCCAUACGCGUAGAGCCCAAACCAGACCAUGAACCACUAUCCAUACGCUCCAAAAUGGCCGCCUUGUCGUCUACUUAUCCCCCUGCUUUAGUGGUAACCACACAGAGUCUGAAUUUCUCUUCUUCUAAUCCUCCCCCCAUCAGAGUAGAACCCAAGCCAGAGCCUUGCCCUGAACCCCUAUCAGGCCCCAAAAUGUCCGCUCCAUUGGUUUCCUGCCCCUCUGCUAUAGUGGUGACCACACAGAGUCUGAACGGACCGGGGCUCAGCUUCCCUGGUUAUAACAUGAGAGGACGGCCAUUUGGGAGCAACAGCUUCUGUAAACCCCCAGGUGAGGAGGCAGGCCUGCUGAACACUCUGACUACAGGCUGUGGGGUCUUCACCUCCACCUGUGAGACCCAGCCCAACCAGGCCCACAUGGAAUCCUAUUCCCCAGCAAAGCCUGAUUUUGGGUGUAGCUCGGUGCUGGCAUCAGGGUGCGAGACGGUCCUGGAGGGGGUGCAGACGCCCCUGGAGGCAUGCAGGUGUCCGCCACCGCUGGUUUAUACCAACUGUUUCAGCGGGGGUGACAGCUUCGACGAUGAGUUGACACCGACUACGCCACCGCCGCUUCCCACCGCCCCCGCAGGGUUCCAGACCAUCCGGAGUGACGUGGACGAGCUUCUCACCCUCCUGCAGGGGGGGAGGAUGGGGGGGAAAGGGGGGAGGCACCCCAGGGAGACCUGCGCCACCCACUUCUCAGAAAACAAGCGUCUUCUCCACAUGGAGGCCCGGAGGCUGAUGGCCGGCUGUCAGAAGGUGGUCCGGGUGGGGCAGACCCCGGAUGAGAUGCUCUUCUCCCUCUCUGACAGCUUCAGGACCCUGGUGGGCAUGGCCGGCAUGUGCCUGUGGUUCUCCGGGUGCGACCGGUGCGACCGGAGGAAUGCCGAGGCACUAGCGGGGCUGGCGGACGUGGCCAGAACGUACCGGGAGUUUGUGCUGGCAGCGGAGAGGGCGAGCGGGAGGCGGAGCUGUCAUGACCUCAGCACCAAGCUUCUUGCCAAGCAGUGUACUGCCCUCACUGCUUCCGUCUUCUGCCUCACACAGCUGUUCCGCACACUCACCGCCCUCUGAACUGAACCAACGAACUCUGACCCCUAUAACAACAAAUAGGUUGACCUUUCAAUUCUGACCUCUAGACCCACUACACAGGGUUGCCAGCCAAUCAGUCAGUCACCAGGCUGAGUGGGGAAUGAAUGUGUGAACUGCAACAAGUCCACGUAGU
Messenger RNA from Salmo salar (Atlantic salmon), 4420 nucleotides. The record is from RefSeq and is a predicted model, not a curated record. Lineage: Eukaryota; Metazoa; Chordata; Actinopteri; Salmoniformes; Salmonidae.